CAAGCUGAUAUCUGGACUGGAACUUCACGAGACCCUGAGCCAGAACUGUCUAGCUAAGCCGUCCACAUUCCUGACCCAGAGAAGCUGUCAUUAGAAAUCUGUCACCCAGCCUAUGGCUGUGUGCUCCAGGCCUCAAUGAGGAGUCCAAACAUGGAAACAUUCAAGCAGCAGAAGGUGGAGGACUUUUAUGACAUCGGAGAGGAGCUGGGCAGCGGCCAGUUUGCCAUUGUGAAGAAGUGCCGAGAGAAAAGCACGGGUCUGGAGUACGCGGCCAAGUUCAUCAAAAAGCGGCAGAGCCGGGCCAGCCGGCGCGGCGUGUGCCGGGAGGAGAUUGAGCGGGAAGUGAGCAUCCUGCGGCAGGUGCUGCACCCCAACGUCAUCACGCUGCACGACGUCUUUGAGAACCGCACCGACGUGGUGCUCAUCCUUGAGCUAGUGUCGGGAGGAGAGCUCUUCGACUUCCUGGCCCAGAAGGAGUCGCUGAGUGAGGAGGAGGCCACCAGCUUCAUCAAGCAGAUCCUGGAGGGUGUGAACUACCUUCAUGCCAUGAAAAUUGCUCACUUUGAUCUCAAGCCAGAAAACAUUAUGUUGUUAGACAAGAAUAUUCCCAUUCCACACAUCAAGCUGAUUGACUUUGGCCUGGCUCAUGAAAUAGAAGAUGGAGUUGAAUUUAAGAACAUUUUUGGGACGCCAGAAUUUGUUGCUCCAGAAAUUGUGAACUACGAGCCCCUGGGCCUGGAGGCUGACAUGUGGAGCAUAGGCGUCAUCACAUACAUCCUCCUAAGUGGAGCAUCCCCUUUCCUGGGAGACACGAAGCAGGAAACGCUAGCAAAUAUCACAGCAGUGAGUUAUGACUUUGACGAGGAAUUCUUCAGCCAGACCAGUGAGCUCGCCAAGGACUUCAUUCGGAAGCUUCUGGUUAAAGACACCCGGAAACGGCUCACAAUCCAGGAGGCUCUCAGACAUCCCUGGAUCACGUCCAAAGGAGAAGUCAGAGCCCCGGAACAGCAGAAGACAGAACCUCCCCAGCUGAAGACCAAGCGCCUGAGAGAAUACACCCUCAAAUGCCACUCGAGCAUGCCCCCCAAUAACACCUACGUCAACUUUGAGCGUUUUGCCCGUGUAGUAGAGGACGUGGCUCAGGUCGACCAGGGAUGCCGUGCCCUGGCAGGGACCCAUGACACCAUCCAGGACGAUGUGGAGGCCCUGGUCUCCAUAUACAACGAGAAGGAAGCUUGGUACCGAGAGGAGAGCGAGAGUACCCGGCAUGACCUAUCCCAGCUCAAGUACGAGUUCCGCAAAGUGGAGUCCUUGAAGAAGCUCCUGCGAGAAGACAUCCAGGCCACAGGGGACUGCCUCGGAAGCAUGGCCAGGAAAUUGGACCAUCUGCAGGCACAGUUUGAAGCUUUAAGGCAGGAGUGCUCAGCAGACCUACAGUGGAUCCAGGAACUGGUGGGCAGCUUCCAGCUGGAGAAUAGGAACGCAGAUGGCCUGGGCUCCAUGUUCCACAGGGACGCCAGGGAGUCCCUAGUGGAGCUGCUCGACAGAUCAGCCAGCAAGGAAGUCUUGGCCGGCUUGAAGCUCUGAGUACCAGAAUCUAGUCGGUGAUGCAUCCUGGAUGAUUUGCAGAAGCGUGCUUCCGAGUGCCCUGCCAGGGCAUCAGCUAGAAUUAUCCUGUGGGGUGUGUGUCUGUAGCAGAGCCUUCCACCCCCUUCACAGAAUCCAGAACCAGGAAGGUGCUAGCUAGUUAUUCAUUCUGCACCUCCUCUCACCAACCUGGGUUUCUGGGAGGGUGGCUGGCACAGAGAGCAGCCUGUUUAAACAGCAGGCUGUUCAAACAAUUGUAAGUGAAUACCCCUCCGCAAACCCUUCUCUGGAGGGAGGAUGGCUGGCCCUGGGGAGAUGCUUGAUAAUUAAUUUGUAAUAAUGGAUUUGUUCACACCUCACUUCCCAUCUCUGUGCCUUAGGGACUGCAGACUAAAGGGCAAUCUUUGCCUUAGCUAAGGAUAACAAUAAGCCAGUGUGGUGCUUUCCUGCUACAGAAGGAGGGAUUUAAAAUGCACGGAGAAAAUAUUACCUUUUAUUUGCACUGGCUUUUCACUUACUGAGCACUUCCGUCUUUGAUCUUUUAAAGAACUCUGUGAGCAGGAAGGUGGGUGGUAUUAUUAUUGUUGUUACUAUUAUUUCCAUGUAACUGUUGAGGAAAUUGAUACAGAGAGGACAAGUAACUUACUCAAGGUCUUUCGUAGCUGGUCGAUAUGGAUGGAACAGAAACCUAAGAAGCCUGACCCUCAGAUGAGGUCUAUGGGAAGAAAUAGUGAGACUUUGCUAUAAGUAUCCACCUUCACGUUGAAGUUCAGGUCCAGAGGUAAAGUUAGCAACUUCCUCUAGUUCAUGUAUUCUGCCAGGUAUAAGUAGAAUGCCCCAUUCCUUUAGACAAUUGUCCCAAGAAGUGGGUCCUGGAGGGUGCGGUUCGUGGGUCCUAUCUAGCCCUAUCCCUGUCUGAAGAUCAGCUUGCAGAGCAGUAGGCGAGGGGCAGCAUCUCCCCCUUUUCCCCUCUACCCCUUCUAGCUAAAGGCCCCAACCUUGUGUUAGGAAUGAAGACCGAAAGGAACUCAACAAGAAGGUCCCUUUUCUUAUGUACCUAGGGCACUGGGACCCUGAAAGGGCUGAGAAACUCUGAGAGAGUUUAAGACUGGGAAGCACAGGCUCAGUGGUCCCUGCCUGACGCCAAGCUUUGAGCACACCUCCCUGAGGACCGUGUGAGGUCAUCUCCCUGGAGGGGCCAGUCAGCCAGCUCAUAUGGACAGAGCGUGGUGGAGUGUGGGCCUGGCACUGGGCUAGAAGCUUGGGGGUGAGGGACCAGAUGGUAUCAUUUCAAACUGACUUCACAGAUUCACAAAACACCCUUGUCAGAUAGGCAGGGUAGGUGUUAUUCCCAAUUUGAAGAUGCGGAAACAGAGAGGCUGUGAUUUGCCCAAGGCCACGGUCGUGGUAAAAGUGGCACCCUUCUGAUGAUACUCUCUUGCUCUUUCUUGCUUCCCCUAACUGCCCCAGGCUCCAGGAGUUUAUUCUCUGCUUAUAGGGCAGGGAUACCCAGACUCACCCAUCCGUCUAUUGACAAAUAAUGUUUGAGCACCUGCCAACUGCCGGGCAGUCGGGUUGGCACUGGGGAUACAAUGUUGAGUGAAAACAGGCUCAUUUCCUGCCUUCAUGGAGUUCACAGUCAGGAAGAGGAUUCCAACAUUAAUCUAGAACAUUCUGCAAGUACAGAAGUGCAGGUGGAACACAUGCUAUGAAAGAGAAGUGUGUAGCUGGCAGCAGGGGUUUGAUCUAGUCGGGGAAGGCUUCCCUGAGGUGGUGAUGCUGGAGGCGAGGUCUGUGAAGCAAAGCAGGGAGAAAGAAGUGUUCCCGACGGAGCUGUCAGGGCUAGGGCUCGGUGGUGGAGGGGGCAUGGAAGCUGGAAAGGAGAGGAUAAGGUGGAUAUAUAUAUGGUGUAGAUGGGUCUGGAGAGGAGGCAUGACCAGUGGUACUUUGCCAUAUUAAAGAGCUCUGCCUUCAUCCCAAGAAUCAUGGGGAGCCAUGAUGGAUGCCAGGCUAGUCAGCAGCCUGCGCUGCUGGGCGGGGGGAGGGCAUGGCCAGUGAGCAGCACAGAUGGCAAGUGGUUUGGGAUGAGACAUGAGAUUUUGACCCCAUGCAAACCUACCUCCUUUUCCAUUAUCCUGCCAGAUCAUCUCAAAUAUCAUAUAUAAUAUUUGUAACAGAAACAGUUUCUAUCAAAUGUAAGAAACCAUAUUUUCAUCAAAUAUAUGAUGCGUUGUUAUUUCAGAUACCGAAAAUAAGAAAGAAAAAAGCCAAGUGAGGUAGGAGACCGCCUCCCCUCCCCCCACCCCAAAGCUGAGACACCUUCACUGAAGAAGGCAAACCAAGAAAUAAAGCCAUCGUGCAAAAAGGGAAAGCAAGGAAACGUGUGUUUCAUCCUUAAUGCUAGAUGGAGGGAUGAAAAAUCCUCUCCUGAGAAGAGGAGCCCCAGGUGGGUGGUACUCAUGCAGGUGUGCUUUCUGUAUUUGCCCAAUCCGUGUGAUCCGAACAAACCUUAAGCAGAGAAUCUAAUGUCACACGGUCUGAGGUUGGGUGGCCCCUGAUGUCCAACAGGAGCAGUGUGUUCAUCUGGAGCACCUGUCUUCACUUUGGACCCACUGUAAUGAUAUGAUGCCGUUGGUUAGAAGAGAAGUCCUGAUUUCAGAGGUCCAAAAGUGUGUGCAUUUGGAAUCGGAGAUGGAAGAUAGCGAAGCCCUGUUUCCUGUGCCCUGCCUGGGAGACUGGCUACAAAUGACCUGUCUCCAGUCUCUUCAAGAACUUACUCACCCUUUAGCCAUGUCACUAGACCUUGACCUCAUACAACCAGAUUUCCUAAAGGAAAGAAGCCCCCAGCUGAGUAACUCAGGUUAAACUUUCUUGUGAAGGUCGAGAUAAAAGGCACUACAGGAGUAAGACGUUGGUGCUGAUUUGAGUUAAGGAGACUGGGAACAGGGAGGGGAAAGCGGUUAGUCCAGAAUCGUGGCACCGGCCACUCACCGUUCGUGCUGGGAGGUACUGAGAGGCGAACCACCAGACGCUCUCGUUUUACAGCAUUUGACAGGACAAGACUCGGCGGGAGUCAUGCAGCUGGUCACCCCCAGAGCUGGGGCCAGAACCAUGAGUGGUUUUCCUCCCAGUCGUGGAAUCAUCCUCUCUGUGUUCAUGUCCUGUCAUUGGUAACUAUUUAUUAUUUAGAUGUUUAAUAAACAGGCCCUUUUCUGUACCUAAGAGCUUCUGAACACAAGUUGAAAUGAACUGAGACGUGCCCCCAAGUGUUUCAGGGAAAUUAGAGGAGGCUGUGACCUUCCUCUGUCACCUGGCCAGUCCAACUCCUGUCACCCUGUGGUAUCAGAACUUGAUGCCAAGGGGAGAGCCCAAGGAGGCCUGUGGAACGCCCAGCUGGAGGAUCCGCCGGAUUCCCCGCCACAUGCCUACAGCUGGUGUCCUAACCGUGGAGUCAAGGGCAGGGCGGGGCUGACAGUGGCCGGAUGGGGUGUCAGGAGGGGAAUGUUGCACUGGUACCUAGAGGGAGGAAGGCCUGGGGGGUGCUGCCAGGCCACAUCAGCCACAAAGGAAGAGUUUUCAUUCACCACAUAUCGAGAGAUUGGCCUCUGCUCUGUGCAAACGCGACCCUGGGCUGUCGGGGAGGCUGAGCAUGUGACAUCUUCCUGAUUACAGAUUCCCAAGGAAGCUGGAGAGUUGGCAUCUGCGGAAGGCAGCAGCCUGAACCCGCUCUGAGGCAGAUGCACAUGGCACGUGAUAGCUCAGCUUUGCGGGAGGAAAGGUGGAGAGAGCCUGGUAACCGGUGAGGGGGCUGGCAGUGAAGGGACGGGGCAGAGUGAUAAUGGCAGGAGAAGUCAGUCUCCCCCGCGAGCCCUUCUCCCUGUACCGCCCACCCUCCCCCACAGGUGAUCAUGAAGACGGCAGCCCCCCACCUCUCUCUGACAGGCGGGGCACCCAGCCCGUGUGGGAGGUGGCUGUGUGCCCAGCCACCAACCCCACUGUCAGCCUCUGGAAAUGUCUGUGGCACUGAAUGGCCUUUUCUCCUUUGUCUGUGAAACUCUUGGCCUGUGGAGAAGAUUCUUUGCCCUGUAGAGGAGACCCAGCAGUGGGCAUAUUUGAGGAGCAGAAGGGACCAGUUCAUCUGGACAAACACUGAUUGUGCUCUGGCUCUGAAGGGAGGUGACAGAUAAGGACAAGACAACCCCUGAAUAAAAGACUCAGUGUCUGCGACAGAUGGGAACCACCCCCUUGCCUCUGAACUGGGAGAUGGGAAAGGCCAUGCUGAGUGAUAAAAUAGAGGUACCCAAUAUUCCAAAAAACUAGAGAGAUAAAUUUGGACUGAGAAAGGGUCAGAGGGGCAGCAAGGGUCAGAAACGUUCUCGGGGAGGGUCCCCCCCCAACGCCUCCUUCCCAAGCUGUAGCCUGAGAAGGUGCCACGUAGAAUUUGGAGGGGUGGGCAUGAGCCCAGAUUAGGGUCAGGAGCCUGGACCUGUUAAACAGAGAUAAAAGAGGAGCUUUACAGAAAUUUAAGAGAGGGGGUGUUUUCGCUUUGAACUUUUGGUUGUGGGAAAUUUUCACAAAUAUCCAAAAUAGUAUAGUGAAUUCCAUAUGCCUCUCACCCAGCUGCAACAGUGAGCAAGUUAUGGCCCAUGAUCUCACAUGCACCUGCACCAUCGCUGUUUCUGGAAUAUUUUAAAGGAAACUUUAGACUUAUUUCACUCAUAAAUUCUUCAGCAUGAAUUUCUAAGCACUUUCUUUUUAAUACUACUCCUGUACCAUUAUCACACCUAACAAAACCAAGAAUCAUUCCUUAAUAUCAUGUGGAUACAU
This is a messenger RNA of Callorhinus ursinus (northern fur seal), 6414 nucleotides long. It is a transcript of the gene DAPK2, whose product is annotated as death associated protein kinase 2. Gene Ontology annotation, biological process: positive regulation of apoptotic process; intracellular signal transduction; protein phosphorylation. Gene Ontology annotation, molecular function: ATP binding; protein serine/threonine kinase activity. The record is from RefSeq and is a predicted model, not a curated record. Gene Ontology annotation, cellular component: nucleus; cytoplasm. Lineage: Eukaryota; Metazoa; Chordata; Mammalia; Carnivora; Otariidae.